Teleopsis dalmanni is the source of this 1033-nucleotide messenger RNA. RefSeq lists its product as uncharacterized. Bases 81 to 998 code for a protein of 305 amino acids. The record is from RefSeq and is a predicted model, not a curated record. The transcript is spliced from 4 exons. Lineage: Eukaryota; Metazoa; Arthropoda; Insecta; Diptera; Diopsidae.
UUUCAUUUAAAACAAAAUAUAUUCGGAAAAGUUUCCGAAAAUCUGUCUGUGAAAAUUCUUUAAUUAUUAACAAAUUUAAUAUGGUCAUACCGGGAAAUGCCCUACUAAAAGCCCUUCGUCAGUUGAAAGUUCCAUCAACUGCCGAAGAAGUAGCUGGACAAAUAGCAAAGAAGUCGAAGAAAAAGUACCAGCUGCUUCUUCAGGAAGUAACGGAGAGCUUAGAAACUGGAGCACGCCUCCGUUACUUUAAUUCAAACAAUGGGUUUUAUUACACUUCUGGAACAAAGAAAAAUCGUCGUAAAGAUGUUCUGAAGAAAUCUGAAAACGAUUUUUGUCAAUGUCCGUCACAAGAGUCUGUCACUAACGAACCUCCGAUUAAUCAUGUACACCAUCUUACAGGUUUAAAAAUUUCCAUCGAAGCAAAUUCGGUUGUAAAUAAUAAAAAAAAUAAUUGUUCAGUAGACAAAGAUAACGAGAAUGCGACUACAGGCAAACGAAAGAGACGUAAACCAUUGCAUGAUUCAGGAAUUGCACCUAAAAGGAAGAAAUUGACGUUAAAAGAAAAAAAGCAAAUUAAUAGUGUUGGUCUUGAUGCUGAUCCUUUCAAACAUGGGUCACUUAAUGGAUUAUGUGAGAAGCAUUCUACAACGAAAAUCCUGGUCGAGGAUUUAAGACUCAAAGUUCACGCAAUUGCAAGAGAGUUGGGGAUGAUUAAAAAAAAUGAGUUAAUGAGUAAAUCGUAUGACAAAGGAAAAUGUGAAAUGAAUGAAGAACUUCUUGAGAACAACAUAAUGAAAGUACUUAAAACUUUUGUACUGUCUCAGAAUGAACCGGCUUUCAGAGCAAACACUGUUCUGAUAGAUAACAUCAAAAAAAUUCUACAUAGCAUAAUUGAUGAGUAUAUGAUGGAAUCUGUUUUCAAUGAUGGGCCAGAUGCUGUGGACAAAUCUGCCGCUACAUUAAAUAACUCCAAAAUGUUUCGGCCAUAUAUAAACUAAAUUGUAUUAAAUAAAUGAAUAAUUUUUGUAUUUAU